This is a messenger RNA of Racocetra persica, 152 nucleotides long. NCBI's taxonomy places the organism in Eukaryota, Fungi, Glomeromycota, Glomeromycetes, Diversisporales, Gigasporaceae. The record is from the annotation of a GenBank genome assembly.
ACAAGUUCCAAAAAGACGAGCUCGAGAAAAGUUGUUUGCAACUUGGAAUUGAAAGUACUUAUGUUGAUAUAGAAGAUGACCUAUUACCAUGGAAUUCUACGUCGAUAUCAACCAUUUUCAGAGAUUAUAUUUUCAAAAUUGGAGUCGAUGUU